AUUAUUAGUGAUUAUUUUUGAUAAAUGAUAACAUAUUUUAAGUUAUUGAAAUUAAUGUAUUACGACAUUUUUUGAAUAACAGUUAAUGUAAAAAUCUUUGCAGAUAAAGCUUAAAUAUAAAAUACAAUCUAACAAAGUUUAUCUCACUGUAUGAAACACUUUUAAUUUUAUAAACCAAUAAUGAAUGUAAAUUCAAGCAACGUUGGUUUACUGGAUUCUACAAAACACGAAACCGAUGUUGAAACCAAAAUUAUAGAUAAUAAUCAACAAAAAGAAAUCACCAUUCAAGAACUGAUCGAAAUGGGAUUUCCUAAAACAGAUGUUAUUAAAUUAGUAGAAGCUGCUGGAAAUAUCUCAAAAGACUUGAUCAUAGAACAAUUGUUAUUACACACAAAUUCUAUGCCUAGUGAUUCUAUACCUGUUGUAGAUGACGACGGUGAUAUUUUAUGGGAAGAUGUAGAAAUACCCUACAAAAUGGUGAUUGUAAUUAAUGUCGGUCUUAAAAUGAGUAUAGGGAAAAUUGCCUCUCAGGCUGCACAUGCAGCAUUAGGUUUGUAUGAAAUUAUUAAAGGAAAUAAAAAUCUUAAACAUGAUUUUCAAAUUUGGGAUGAACAAGGAAGUAGAAAAAUUGUAUUAGAAGCCAAAAACACUUCAGAACUCAUUAAACUAUGCAAUGCUGGAAAAUUACAUUGUGUACCAUAUUAUUGUGUUCAUGAUGCCGGUCUUACAGAAAUAGCAAGCAAUUCAUUCACUGCUCUAGCAUUUUUUGGAAGUAAUGUGCAGUUAAAACCUAUCACUGGAAAGCUUAAAUUACUAAAAUGAAUAUGAUUUGUAAAAUUAAAUAUAUAUUUUAUUUAUUUAUCACUCAAUAAAAUGCUGAUAAACUUCAAAAUUA
This is a messenger RNA of Daktulosphaira vitifoliae (grape phylloxera), 895 nucleotides long. Its product is annotated as probable peptidyl-tRNA hydrolase 2. The coding region runs from base 181 to 822 and encodes 213 amino acids. Lineage: Eukaryota; Metazoa; Arthropoda; Insecta; Hemiptera; Phylloxeridae. Gene Ontology annotation, cellular component: mitochondrion; cytosol. Gene Ontology annotation, molecular function: peptidyl-tRNA hydrolase activity. The record is from RefSeq and is a predicted model, not a curated record. The transcript has 4 exons.